This is a messenger RNA of Chroicocephalus ridibundus (black-headed gull), 2621 nucleotides long. It is a transcript of the gene NDE1, whose product is annotated as nudE neurodevelopment protein 1. Bases 284 to 1312 code for a protein of 342 amino acids. NCBI's taxonomy places the organism in Eukaryota, Metazoa, Chordata, Aves, Charadriiformes, Laridae. Gene Ontology annotation, biological process: vesicle transport along microtubule; establishment of mitotic spindle orientation; centrosome localization. Gene Ontology annotation, cellular component: kinetochore; centrosome; kinesin complex. The record is from RefSeq and is a predicted model, not a curated record. Gene Ontology annotation, molecular function: microtubule binding. The transcript has 9 exons.
GUGCCCGCCGGCUGAGCUCCCUCCCGCCCUGCUGCGUGCUCCGAAUGGGAACGGGCAGCCCCAGCGCUGCGGGCCGUGCGUGGCUGGGAGCGUCAAGGUCAGGCAUCGCGGGAGAGAAAACUUUGCGGAGUUGCCUUAGGCAUCACUGUAAACUCGGAAGUGUUGGAGCUGGAACGGUGUCUGUGAAGAUGAAGGCUUUGCUGAAUUAAACCGUUUGAUAGAGAAGAUCCUGAGAAGAUGGGGGAUAAGACUGAACAGGAGUUUUAAACUUUGAGGACUCAUCAUGGAAGACUCCGAAGGACAUCACUUCAGCUCAGUGGAAGAGGAAACCAGAUACUGGAAAGAGUUGGCUAUGAAAUACAAGCAGUGUGCUGAGAAUACGCAGGAGGAAUUGCGUGAAUUCCAAGAAGGGAGUCGAGAGUAUGAAGCUGAACUGGAGACGCAGCUGCAGCAAACAGAGUCCAGAAACAGAGACCUUCUGUCUGAAAACAAUCGUCUGCGAAUGGAACUGGAGUCAGUUAAGGAAAAGAUUGAAAUGCAGCAUUCAGAAGGAUACAGGCAAAUCUCUGCUCUGGAAGAUGACUUGGCACAGACAAAAGCUAUUAAAGAUCAACUUCAGAAAUACAUUCGAGAACUUGAGCAAGCAAAUGAUGACUUGGAAAGAGCAAAAAGAGCCACUAUAAUGUCUCUGGAGGAUUUUGAACAGCGUUUAAACCAGGCUAUUGAAAGAAAUGCUUUUCUGGAGAGUGAGCUGGAUGAGAAAGAAAACCUUCUGGAGUCUGUGCAGCGCCUGAAAGAUGAAGCUAGAGAUCUACGGCAAGAGCUUGCAGUGCAGCAGAAACAGGAGAAACCCAAAACACAGAUGCGAACUACCAUGGAAACAGAAAGAACAGACACUGCAGUUCAAGCAUCCUUAUCUGUGCCUUCAACUCCCUCGUUGCACCGGGCACCCAGCAUCAACAUACCCACCCCUGCGACGUUUAGGAGAGGUCUUGAGGACAGUUAUGGUGCAACCCCUCUCACACCUGCUGCAAGAAUAUCUGCACUUAACAUCGUGGGAGACUUGCUGCGAAAAGUGGGGGCUUUGGAGUCCAAACUUGCAUCUUGCCGAAACUUUGUGUAUGACCAGUCUCCAAACAGAACCACGGUGUCCAUGUACAUGAACAGAGAUGUCCUUGAAACACGCCUGAGUCCUCAUCAGUCUCUGUGUGAUACAGGGUUAGUGAAACGCCUGGAGUUUGGAACACGGCCUUCAAAUAUUCCGGGACCAAUGAGCCAUCCCUCGCAAAGUGUUGUCAAGAUGCUGCUAUGAAAAGCCUGGCUGGCUUUGGAAAAGGAAAAAAAAAUUUUUUUAAACUUUAGUUUUAAAGACAAUAUCAAUGACAAAUCAGGCAGCAGGCUCAGGGUAGGUGAGAAAUGAACAAGAAGCUGCAAUUGGCAAUGGCCUCCCGUGUCCUUGCCCAGUCUGUCCUCUGGACCGAGUUCUGUGGGUAGCCUGAUAAAGCACUGCUGCCUAGCAGUGCAGGACUUAAAAUUGCUUCCUACAUCAGGUGCUGUAAGUAGCUCCUUGAAAGUUUCUUCUUUUGACACUGCCGGUCAAAGCCAUUGUCCCUCUACCUACAACAGAGAAAAUAUUCCCUAUGCAGCUCCUCAGGCUUCGUCUUUUGGUGUUAAUACAGCACCAUGGUGUUCUGGCUUAAAUUCUGGUUGUGCUGGCAUUCUGUCAUAGGUGGUGUGUGCUGCAGCUGCCUGAAUUAGAGGAGUGUUUUUAUGUGGAGAGAGGUGUAUUCUGCAGGGAAGCUCCUCAGCUCUUUGUGGGAUGGUUGCUGGUCAGAAUCUUGCUACACCAAAAUCUGCCUCUCUAGUGGUAAGGUGGUUUUGUAAGCAAUGAUUUGCCAUUAAGAACAGGUCAUGGUUAAAGGUGAGGAAUGGUUAGUGCUUAGAGUACUCGGGAGAUCCCAGAGCUAACAACAAGGUAGGACACUUUGGACUGGCUUAGCAUAGAGACAUCUUUUCUUGCCAUGUUGUGGCCUAUAAAGCCUGGCUGUUGUAGGAAGCAAGAGACAGGUCCCAGUUCUAACAUUGUAAUAGGUGGGUUUUACUAAUUUCCAAAUCUCCCUUUAAUAAUGUGCCUUGGGUAUUAGUGAUAUUUUCUUGUUUUAUUUUUUUCUAUGAGAAUAUAUGCUUUCAGCUGUUACUAAUUUAGAAGUGGGGUUUUAACUUGAGAAGUCCUUUAUGCUAGGCAAGUGUAUAUCAGUAGAGAAUUAUUUUUAAAUCUGUUUUUUUUCCCCUAUAGAAUAUUACUGCAUUUUGGUUUGUUUUUUAAAUGGAGUAGGUUCACUCACACUGUUAAUGUACCUUAUGGAAGCCUGUACUUGCAAAAAUAAUCAUGACUUUUUAUGGGUUUUUGCAGGAGGUGGGGUAGGGAGAGCUUACUUGACAAAAGAAUGCAUAAAUGGGUUUGGUUUGUGUUUUUUUUUUUUUUUUGUAGUGUGGGUUGUUUCUUGGGGUUUUUUUUGGGGGGAGGGGGUUUUUUGUUUUGGUUUGGGUUUUUUUUAGAAAAUGCUGUGAAAACAGCCACUAAUGCAUCUAUUUCUCUGGAAUACGAAAUAACCACAGAU